UCUGGCUUUAUUACUACGUGCGCAAAUUGCGUAACUGUUCCAGUGAUUGUGGACCGAUGCGCGCAUGCUCGUUGUCAGGGGGAGUGAGAGGAGCAUGAAUGGAGCAAAAUGGCGGAUCAUGUGCAGAGCCUAGCCCAGCUAGAGAUCCUGUGCAAGCAGCUAUACGAGACCACAGACACCACCACGCGUCUGCAGGCGGAGAAAGCUCUGGUGGAGUUCACCAACAGUCCGGACUGCCUGAGUAAAUGCCAGCUGUUGUUGGAGAGAGGAAGUUCCUCGUACUCGCAGUUGUUGGCUGCAACGUGUCUCUCCAAGUUGGUAUCGCGUACAAGCAAUCCACUUCCCCUGGAGCAACGCAUUGACAUUCGAAAUUAUGUUCUUAAUUAUCUGGCAACCCGGCCAAAGCUUGCUGCCUUUGUGACACAAGCCCUGAUCCAGCUCUAUGCCAGAAUUACCAAGCUUGGCUGGUUCGACUGCCAAAAGGAAGAUUACAUCUUCAGGAAUGUCAUCGUCGAUGUGACAAGAUUCCUGCAAGAUAGUGUUGAACAUUGCAUCAUAGGAGUCACAAUUCUUUCCCAGUUAACCAAUGAGGUUAACCAAGCAGAUUCAACACAUCCGCUUACAAAACACAGGAAGAUUGCCUCGUCAUUUCGAGAUUCCUCUUUGUUUGACAUCUUCACCCUUUCCUGCAACCUCCUCAAGCAGGCAUCUGGGAAGAACUUGAAUCUAAAUGAUGAGAGCCAGCAUGGGCUGCUCAUGCAGCUACUUAAACUGGCCCACAAUUGCCUCAACUUUGAUUUCAUCGGUACAUCCACCGAUGAGUCCUCAGACGAUCUGUGCACUGUCCAGAUCCCCACCAGCUGGAGAUCAGCCUUUUUGGAUUCCUCAACAUUGCAGCUGUUUUUUGAUUUGUAUCAUUCCAUCCCUCCCUCACUGUCUCCCUUGGUUUUGUCUUGUCUAGUCCAAAUAGCAUCUGUCAGGAGGUCUCUCUUCAACAAUGCAGAGAGAGCAAAGUUCCUCUCCCAUUUAGUUGAUGGUGUGAAGAGAAUAUUGGAGAACCCUCAAAGUUUGUCGGACCCAAACAACUACCAUGAGUUCUGCCGCCUGCUGGCUCGACUCAAGAGUAACUAUCAGCUGGGAGAGCUUGUUAAAGUAGAGAACUACCCCGAGGUCAUAAGAUUGAUCGCUAACUUCACCGUAACUAGUCUGCAGCACUGGGAGUUUGCCCCCAACAGUGUGCACUAUCUUCUGAGUUUGUGGCAACGACUGGCAGCCUCUGUCCCCUAUGUGAAGGCCACAGAGCCCCACAUGCUAGAGACCUACACCCCCGAGGUGACCAAGGCCUACAUCACAUCUCGCCUAGAGUCCGUGCACAUCAUUUUGAGGGAUGGUCUUGAAGACCCCUUGGAUGAUGCAGGCUUAGUGCAACAACAGUUGGAUCAGCUUUCCACUAUCGGGCGAUGCGAGUAUGAGAAGACUUGUGCCCUCCUGGUCCAGCUCUUCGAUCAGUCCGCUCAGUCCUACCAGGAGCUGCUGCAGUCCACCAACUCCAGCACGAUGGACAUAGCAGUGCAGGAGGGUCGUUUGACAUGGCUGGUGUACAUCAUUGGUGCAGUAAUUGGAGGAAGAGUGUCCUUCGCCAGCACAGAUGAGCAGGAUGCCAUGGAUGGAGAGCUUGUGUGUCGAGUCUUGCAGUUGAUGAACCUCACCGAUUCGCGACUGGCCCAAGCAGGAAAUGAGAAGCUCGAUUUAGCCAUGCUCAGUUUCUUUGAACAGUUCCGCAAAAUCUACAUCGGUGACCAGGUGCAAAAAUCAUCAAAGUUGUAUCGCAGACUAUCUGAGGUUCUUGGCCUAAAUGAUGAGACCAUGGUACUCAGUGUUUUCAUUGGAAAAAUAAUCACCAACCUGAAGUACUGGGGACAGUGUGAACCAAUCACAUCUAAGACACUACAGCUUCUCAACGACCUCUCUAUUGGAUACAGCAGUGUUAGAAAACUUGUAAAACUCAGUGCUGUCCAGUUCAUGCUAAACAACCAUACAAGUGAGCACUUUUCUUUCCUGGGCGUGAACAAUCAGGCCAACCUCAGUGACAUGAGGUGUCGGACCACUUUCUACACAGCCCUGGGAAGACUUCUUAUGGUUGAUUUGGGAGAGGACGAGGACCAGUUUGAGCAGUUCAUGCUUCCUCUCACUGCAGCAUUUGAGGCCAUUGCUCAGAUGUUCAGCACCAACACCUUCAAUGAACAAGAAGCAAAAAGGACUUUAGUAGGACUGGUGAGAGAUCUGAGGGGAAUUGCCUUUGCCUUCAAUGCCAAGACCAGCUUUAUGAUGCUAUUUGACUGGAUUUACCCAUCUUAUAUUCCCAUCUUACAGAGGGCAAUAGAGCUCUGGUACCAUAUACCUGCCUGCACCACACCGGUCCUCAAACUCAUGGCUGAGCUCGUCCACAACAGGUCGCAGAGAUUACAAUUUGAUGUGUCAUCACCAAACGGCAUCCUGCUGUUUAGGGAGACGAGCAAGAUGAUAACAACAUAUGGGAAUCGGAUCCUGACGCUAGGUGAGGUGCCAAAAGAUCAGGUGUAUGCUUUGAAACUGAAGGGAAUCUCCAUAUGUUUCUCCAUGCUGAAAGCCGUACUAAGCGGCAACUAUGUCAACUUUGGCGUCUUCCGACUGUACGGCGAUGAUGCUCUGGACAACUCUCUGCAGACAUUUAUUAAGCUGCUUUUGUCCAUCCCUCACAGUGACCUGCUGGACUAUCCAAAGCUUAGUCAGUCUUACUACUCUCUUCUGGAGGUGCUAACCCAAGACCAUAUGAACUUUAUUGCCAGUCUGGAGCCUCAUGUGGUCAUGUAUAUCCUGUCCUCUAUAUCAGAGGGCCUCACAGCACUUGACACAAUGGUUUGCACUGGUUGCUGCUCCAGCCUGGACCACAUAGUAACUUAUCUAUUUAAGCAGCUGUCACGCAGCACUAAGAAAAGAGCAGCACCCAUGGUCCAGGAGAGCGAUCGCUUCCUUCACAUAAUGCAGCAGCACCCUGAGAUGAUUCAACAGAUGCUGUCCACAGUGCUGAAUAUCAUCAUUUUUGAAGAUUGUAGGAAUCAGUGGUCAAUGUCACGGCCAUUGCUUGGCUUAAUUCUACUCAAUGAGAAGUAUUUUGCAGACUUGAGGAACAGCAUUGUGAACAGCCAGCCACCAGAAAAGCAGCAAGCCAUGCACUUAUGCUUUGAAAAUCUCAUGGAAGGCAUAGAGCGCAACUUACUCACAAAAAACAGAGACAGGUUUACACAGAAUCUUUCAGUAUUUAGAAGAGAAGUCAAUGACUCCAUGAAGAAUUCCACGUAUGGGGUAAACAGCAACGAUAUGAUGAGCUGACAUUCCAUAGAGCAGCAGGCCCUGCCCAUGUGGCCCGGCCCCACCCUGUACUCCCACCCUCCCUUGGCCCGGAUGCUGGGGGACCACCACUGCGCAAGCCUGCACCUCCCGCUUCCCAGUCCCUAAAUAACCCCCACCACAAACUCUCUCCCCUCACACCUUUCCUUUUCCUCUCCCUCCCAUCCCCUUUUUAUAUAUACACAUAUAAAUAUAUACAUAUUUUAAAGCCAGUUUCUAGCGGUCAUUCUCCUUGACCAUUCUCUUGUCAUUUGGGGCUCAAAGUCCAAAGAGAGAGAGAGAGAGAGAGAGAGAGAGAGAGGGUAACGAUGGGGAAUGGUAGGGAAUGGGUUUGGGAUGGUACCAGUGUGGACUCAAGUGGGCGGAGCACGUCCGACCCGCUCAGAGGGAUGAGGGGAUGUGGGCGUAGUGUGUGUGUGUGUGUGUGCGCGUGUGUUUGCGUGAGUGUGUUUGAGAGCAUGUCCGUGGGACGAAGGGUUUCGGAUGAGCUGGUAUACAUAGUGCUCUGCUUUUGCCUGCCUUGUAUAGAAACACAUAUGGAAAAAAAAAAGUGUAAAUUUUUUUCAUAACAUUUUCAACAAUGUUUAUAAUGAUUACAAUUUAAGACAAAUAAUGAGUGUGAUUGAAAACUUUUUACAGUUUAGUAAGUUAGUGCAACUGUGCUGAAGUGUGGGUUUGUCUGUUUGGAAAGAAUCAUUUAUAUCUGGGUGACGUGGGAUUGUGGCAUGAGUGGUGGGAUUGACGGGUGGGCGGGGCAGGGUGGGGUCACAGGUGGAUCACAUGUUGUACAUUUUCUUUCAUUUGAACCUAUAGAUCAAAAAUAGGAGCACAGAGGAUUUUGUAAAUACACUAUACCCCUCAGAUUUUCUUGAGCAGCAACGUCUACAAGGGGUUCAAAGGGAUUCCAGUGGCCUUGUUUAAAGGAAUGAUCUAGGUUCAAUAAAAGUAAAGUGCAAUCGACAGAAUUUGUGGCAUAAUGUUGAUUAUCACAAGAAAAUAUUGUAGAUUUGCCCCUUGUUAUUGAAAUAAAAGCAGUUUCAAUGAGGCACUUAAAAUGGAUGUGAAUGGGGCCAGUGUAGAAACGCUUAAAUACACACCGUUUCAAAUGUAUAGCCACAAGAUGUAAACAUUAUUUAUGUUAAAGUGAUUUUAGCAUGAUAAAAUCACUUACUAACCUUAUCUGUAUAAAGUUAUACCCAAUACCAGGAUUACAGGGUUUUGUUGUCAUGACAACGAAGUUGUAAUAUUGGAUAUAACUUUACACAGAUAAGGUCUUAUCACACCAUAAUUACAAAAACAUGUAUAAUGUUUGCCUCUUGUGGCUAUACUUUUCAAACGGUGUGUAUUUUAGCGUUUCUCAACUGGCCCCAUACACUUUCAUUGUAAGUGCUACACUGUAACCGCAUUUGUUGCUUUUUGAAACAAAGGAGGGAAAUCAACUCUAUGCCACAAAUGCUGUUAAUUGAGCUCAACUUGUAUUUAACCAAGAACAUUCCUUUUAAUAACCUUUGGAAUAUUGAAGUCAAUCAUUAAACAACUUGCCCUCUUUGGGCCGUCGUGACAUCCCCCAGCCUGCAUCGAGAUCGCUUGUAGAUUUUCUCAUCUCUGACCUGGGAACAGUCCUAAAACAACAGCCUCAGCCUUAACUGUUGUCUAUUUGGCCUCGCCCUGGUGUAUAAUUAAUUCCGAGACCUCCGUUAAAGGAGAAUACACGCUAAACUGAUCCCUACCCCUUUGUCUCGGAAGGGAUUGACUAUGUCUUUUGUGGAUUUGAUUAGAUAAAGUGACUUAUGGUUGUGGUAACGUUGCUCGCUCCAAGCUUUCGUCAACUGCUUUUCCUGUUUUGUUUUUUUUUUACAUCACAGGCUUCCGGUCUCUUGUGGCUUUAUUGUUGAUCUGGUGUUCUUCAGUAGUGAAGCCUCUAGAAUGUUGCCGUGUCCUUAAAAAAAAAAUAAAAACCCUGGUACUUCAGUCAUCACAACAGAAGCGGAUCACUCUCCACAGUUGUCUCUAGCUUUAACUUCUACCACUUUUUUUCCGUUUAUGUACCCCCUCCCUCAGAAGGAUUUGUUUUAUUUUUAAUAACAGAAAAAGUAAUGCAUCAGAAUAAUACAGAAACCCAAAUGGAAUAUAUUAGCAACUUGUGCUACUCAACAGAUGUUGCUGCUAACUGUUUGUAAAGAUCUAGCUCAUCCCUUAACCAAGUCCUAUACUCAUGGAUGGUCAUUUGAGUUCUUUUCUUUCUCUUGGUUCUGAUGUGAAUGAGGUUUUUUUUUUUUUUGGCGAAUGUGUGUUGGGUCCAUUGAGUGGUAAGGUAACAGGUUGAAUUGUUUGUUUGGAUGUCUGCUACAUAUAGUGUAAGCAUUGUGACUGCAAAAUAAACAUCAUUGGUUUGUACUA
Molecule: messenger RNA, 5790 nt
Organism: Myxocyprinus asiaticus (Chinese sucker)
Lineage: Eukaryota; Metazoa; Chordata; Actinopteri; Cypriniformes; Catostomidae
Gene: xpo7
Product: exportin 7
Exons: 28
Coding region: 109-3372 (1087 amino acids)
Biological process (GO): protein export from nucleus
Cellular component (GO): nuclear pore; cytoplasm
Molecular function (GO): nuclear export signal receptor activity; small GTPase binding
Source: RefSeq, a predicted model, not a curated record